GUGUCGUCGCGAUCGUACGCGGCAGGAUCCUCUCCUGGCGUUUGGUGACCUAUCGAAAGUCGAGAAAACCACGGGAAUAGGCACGUGCACGCAACUAAUUGUUAUUCGAGGUGUACCGUAACGAAACCGGAAAAACUUACAGCGGAUACCUGGGCGAGGAGGAAGGAUGUGCAACCAUGACCACCUGUGAAUGGAUUUAGAGGAGCGACCGUAGAGACCCUCCAGUGUCGUUUUUUUUCUAUCCUCGAAUCCUUUUUUUCCCCCCAUUCCUAUUUUCUUUUACGUUUUUUCGUUCUUUUCUUUUUUGUGUGCGUCGAAUUGGCUCGCGUCGACGACCGCGUCGCUGCUGAAGCCUGUUGACGCGAACGUUUCUGGUAAUAUGAUCGAUGACUAUUUGAUGUCUUGAAACGAAUCGGCAUGAAAUAUUUGAAAGUUGUUCUGUUCACGUUCAACUUGUUAAUAUGGUUGGCCGGGUGUACGGUACUCGUUAUAGGGGCAUGGUUGCUGUUGGAGCCGAGCAAAGGCCACCUCUUAAAUCUUUUCGUACCUGACGCCACGCCGCACGUGACUAUUAACCUAAUAGCUUACAGUUUACUCGGUCUUGGCUCCACGGUGUUUGCAGUCGGUUUCUUCGGAUGUCGAGCCGCGUCGCGUGGAAAUCAAUGCAUUCUGGCUACCUACAUGAGCAUGCUGGUCGCUCUGAUCGUCACGGAAUUGGUCACCGCCGCUGUCGGCGGAAUAAUGACGUUCCGAAUACUGUCCGGAUUAGAACAGAGGCUCAUUAGCAAAUUGGCCGACAACUAUGGCCACGAACCAACCAGCGAUAUCCCCUUUACCCGUAGUCUCGACUUCGCGCAGUACAAGUUUAAUUGCUGUGGAAUACAUGGAUACGCGGACUACAAUGGCACGGCCUGGUGGAGAGACGCGCAAAUUUCAGGAAGCAGAAGGCAGGUCCCUCUCACGUGCUGCGUUUUAAAAAAUACCGAGGUAAAAAAUACAGGAAGUCCGAUGAGCGUCGUGUCAAGAGUGUUUCAUAAAAAUACCGAGAAACCGUGGCUGAAUCCAAAACCGAAGGACGAGACAGCGUGUCAAGUGGAAGACAAAGAGGGUCACGAAGGAUAUCGACAUAAAGAGGGUUGUCUCGAUAAAAUCACCAGUUGGCUGGAGUGUGAGAGUUUCACUUUAGUGUUUCUGGGCAUGGCAAUGGCUGGCAUACAAACGUUCGGCAUAAUAACCUCGGCUUUCCUUUGUCGAACGAUAAGAGACAUGCAAGUGGAUUGAGACGAUAUCCGCGGCGCGAGCACAAAGCAGAAAGGAAAUUAAUUUCAGGUUCCCCGUUGGAGUCGCGACGAUUGCAGAUGCGUUGUUUUAAAUUGCAUCCGUUCGCUUCCGACGAUUUUCCGACUAGAAACAUUCGACGAAGCGAACAACGAUAUGCACUCGAUAAUAAGUGGUCGUUGCGAACCAGGUUUCGUAAACGAGGAAGGACGAUGUUUUAGGGUUUGUGAAGCUUGUUGUAAGAUAGAAAAGCUGUGCUUGCUCGGAAUCUUCUAAGCCAUUCCCGUCCCUUAUGUGUGUUUCAUUGCGAAAUAUCGUACCAAUUCGAAUAAGAACGAAAUAUCUAUUACUCUGUACAUAGACGUUAUUCUCUUCGUGUUCACUCCGGUUACGAAUGCCAGAAAAUUAUCGUUUACUCCGUAAUUUAUCACGAAGAUGUCAACCAUCGCGCCGACGACCUCAUUGAAUAUAAAGUAACCGAGUAACUUUAAUAUUGGGAAUAAAUCGAGACUCGCGGAAGCAUUCGUAACAUGUUUGGAUUUGAGGAAAAGAAAUUAAUUUGUACACUUUCGUUGAUCGUUAAAUUCAAACUACAAAAAUCUUUGGGCCCUUUACAAGGUAUUUGAAAAAGUUAGCUAUUUGUAAUAAGUUAAAUAUUCUCUGUUUCCAGCGUUCGACUAGAAUAUUGGGCGAAAUAUUUUUAUUUCAGUUGCGGGGAUCGAGGAGAAAUGUAUAUCUUUAUUAAAAUGUGUCAAAGUUAAUAAUGUUAAAGUUACUCGCCGUACAAGACGAUCUUUAAAUCGAGAGAAAUAAAAUCGUGGUAAGGGAGCUAACAAAAAUAUUUUCACUUUCUCUGUCACCGUCGUGAUUUAUAUGUAUACAUUGGCACCCGCAUAUGUUCGAAACGACCUUGUGACUUUUUACUGAGAAAAAAAAUAUCCGUCAAAGAGUGAAUGUACGCAGUAACGAUGUACAUGUAUGUGUGUGGUAGAAAUUGAUAGCUGCCUAUCGAUCGCUUGUAAAAACAACAAAAUAACGAGAUGCACGUUCCAAUAAAAAUUAACGGGAAACGCAUCCCCUCUACCAUAGUCUGUACAAUGCCAGCAAGAAGGUGUUUUUAUGUUCGUGAGUAACCAUGAUGACGACAAAAUCUGUUACAAUAACUCGUACCAAGUGAAAUUGUACCUUCCUGUAAGCGAAUCUGACUUUGUUACGCGUUUAUUUUCUUAUGACAUUUGUUGGAAAACGUUUUCGGCGUGUUCGUAAAUAAUAUAGUAGGGAAAAGAAAAAACAAUAAAAUCACCGCUCUCUGCAAAC
Molecule: messenger RNA, 2595 nt
Organism: Colletes gigas
Lineage: Eukaryota; Metazoa; Arthropoda; Insecta; Hymenoptera; Colletidae
Product: tetraspanin-11-like
Exons: 10
Coding region: 418-1281 (287 amino acids)
Cellular component (GO): membrane
Source: RefSeq, a predicted model, not a curated record